GUCCGCCACUGAUCUUCCCUGCGCACUUCCACUUCGCUACGCAAACGAGUUCCAAGAAAUACCCUGCUCAUUUUUCGCUCUCACAUCGCAGUAUAACCACCAUGCCGCCAUCCAAGUGGGAUGAAGAAGAGGAAGAGGGAGUUUCCCCUCCACCCGUUGCUGCUCGCCGUCGGUUUGAUGAUGAAGAGGAUGGAGAUGUCCUUGACUCCUGGGACGCCGCCGACGACAGCGAAGUAGAGCGUGAGAAGGCCGCGAAGGCUGCCGAAGCCAAAGCCAAAGCUGAAGCUGAAGCUGCCGCCAACAAGAAGAGCAAAGCACAGCGGAUAGCAGAGCACAAAACACGCCGCAAAGCCGCCGAGGACGAAGAGGACGACGAGAGUGACGAGGACGAGGCCGAGAAGCGCGCCCGCUUGCGCCGCACGGAAAAGGACUCCGACCUAAAGCACGCGGAGGAUCUCUUUGGCGACAUUGACCUUAACCGCAACCGGGGCAAGAACAAGACAAUUGUUGUGCAUGACGCCUCGGGCGACCCGACGCAGGCUGUAGAUCUUUCCGCGAUGCCCCUGUUCAAGCCGGCGACCAAGGAGCAAUUUACCACGUUGUCGAACACGCUUGUACCGCUUUUGACCGCGCAGAGCAAGAAGCCGCAGUAUGCACUCUGGCUGCCGGAGUUCGCCAAGCAGCUGGCCAAGGAAUUGCCUAGUGGAGAUAUUAAGAAGGUGGCUAGUGCGUUGACGACGCUGAGCAAUGAGAAGAUGAAGGAGGAGAGGGCAGCUGAUAAGGGAAGCAAGAAGACUAAGGCGGCUAAGACAAAGGUGUCGCUAGUUGCGUCGAGGAGUGACAAAAUUGAGACGACCGCUUAUGAUGAUGAUGGUUUGGAUGACGAUGAUUUUAUGUGAUUUUCUUUUCUUGCCUCGCAUUUCUUUGCCCUGCGCCUACCUACUUCGCUCAGUUGAAAGUCUAGGUUAUACAUUGACAAUCUUCCUGUCUAUUUUUGUAUAUCCUCUUCCGUUUGGGACAUAUUCCUUGUUUUAGUAUUUGCACUUAGCACUGCUCAGUUCGAUGGAGUUGUAUACCGGCUCUUGAGAAAUUCUUGCUUUUGUGCUUUCGCCCUUCGCUCGUCAGUAUAUAGAAGCAUUUCCUAGUUCAAUUCGCCUUAUUGGUGAUCAUGGGAAACCAUAUAUC
Molecule: messenger RNA, 1185 nt
Organism: Aspergillus nidulans FGSC A4
Lineage: Eukaryota; Fungi; Ascomycota; Eurotiomycetes; Eurotiales; Aspergillaceae
Product: protein hcr1
Exons: 3
Coding region: 102-899 (265 amino acids)
Biological process (GO): formation of cytoplasmic translation initiation complex; cytoplasmic translational initiation
Cellular component (GO): cytoplasm; eukaryotic 43S preinitiation complex; eukaryotic translation initiation factor 3 complex
Molecular function (GO): translation initiation factor activity
Source: RefSeq, a predicted model, not a curated record